AUGAUGUUGCGCCUCCUCGUCGCGGUCCUGUGUCUGGUGUCUUGUGGCCUGGCCGCUCCCCGGCCGGUCAGGGUCAGGGCCAGAGGGGACGGCCGGAUAAUCGGCGGCACCGGCACUGACAUAACUAGCUACCCGUGGAUGGUCUCCAUGCAGAUCAACGGCCACCACUCCUGCGGGGGCUCCGCCAUCAGCAGCUACUGGGUGCUGACUGCCGGCCACUGCCUCUACGGUGCCAACAUCGGAACGUACAGCCUGAGGGCCGGCACCACGACCCGCGAGAGCGGCGGCGUCAUGACCGCCGUGUCGUACGGCGUACUGCACGGCAACUACGACCCCAACACGAUUGACUACGACAUCUCGGUACUGCAGGCAGCCACUCCUUUCCCCGUCGGUGGAUUCAUACAGAACGUGGGUCUCCCUGCCGAAGGCUACGACCCACCAGGCGGGCUCGCAGUCACCAUCACUGGCUGGGGCGCCACAGCCUCCACGGGGUCGGCGCCGGUCAGGAUGAUGAAGGUUGACAUCACCGUCAUCGACCGCGCCAGCUGCGUGGCCAGGUUUGGCGUCACCGACCGCAUGAUCUGCGCCGGCGAGGCCGGCAAGAGCACCUGCUACGGCGACUCCGGCGGUCCGCUCGUCAGUGGCAGCACUCAGGUCGGCAUCGUCUCGUGGGGAAGGCAACAGUGCGAGUCCGAUGGCGCCGUCUACGCUAACGUCGGCAACCUCCGGUCCUGGAUCAGGGUUACGACUUCCGUGGGCCAGCUUUUUCUUACCACGACGACGCAGCCUCCAUCGGAAACGUCGCCGUGCUCGAUAGCAGCACUCCAGCCGUGUGACGAGGGAGAGCACCAGAAGAUCGAUUCGAGCUCGGACACAGACUUGUGGGAAGUGCCUACUACUUGUUGUGAUCCACAGGACGCGGACACGCGUUCCCGCAAGCAGAAGUCGCCCAAGCGACGAAAGAUGAGGAGGCUGUCUGCAGCAAAUGCUUGGCAAGAUGGUGACACGUUCCAGGAGGAUGCGCAAAACUCAUCUGCGUCCCAGGCUCCAACGGUUCCUGGUCCGCUGCUGGCAACGACCACCCAAGGACAAAGCCAAGUUGACGAUGCUCAAUUGACCGACGAGCCCCCUAGCGAUUUUGCAGCUAAGGCAUCAGAUGAACGUCAUGCGUCGCCUAACGUACCAUCCCUCAAGCUUGGGGCGUGCGAGAUGGAAAGAUUGAUAUCAGACUCGAGCGACAACCAGGUGCCCGCGACCCGCGGAUCGUCUCAGCUGAUCAAUAAUAUAUACGGUGUGGGUGUCAGGAACGCUCGGGAUGCGAAACUCAUUGGUGGUUUCGGUGCAGGCCUGGACAAAACAUUGAACACCCUUUCAACUAUGAAUCUUUGA
This is a messenger RNA of Schistocerca piceifrons (Central American locust), 1389 nucleotides long. RefSeq names its product trypsin alpha-4-like. Gene Ontology annotation, molecular function: serine-type endopeptidase activity. The transcript has 4 exons. Gene Ontology annotation, biological process: proteolysis. The record is from RefSeq and is a predicted model, not a curated record. Bases 1 to 1389 code for a protein of 462 amino acids. Lineage: Eukaryota; Metazoa; Arthropoda; Insecta; Orthoptera; Acrididae.